UUUGACAACUGAUAGCUGGACCUCCAGGGCAACUGAAAGCUACUUGACAGUUACUGCACAUUAUAUUUCGGACUGGCAAUUGGAGAGCGCUGUGUUACAAACAUGCCCUCUUUUUGAAAACCACACAAGUAGUCAUUUGGCUGAUGCACUCAUGAGCGCAGUGACAGACUGGAAGUUAGAGAGGCCUAAUAUCACCAUUCCAGUCACUACAGAUAAUGCACGUAAUAUGGUGAAUGCCAUUAAAGAAGCAGCAGGACUAGGACCGCAAAUUGGAUGUUUUGCACAUAUUCUGAACCUUGCAGCAAAGAAGGCAGUAGCACUUCAACAGAUAAGCCGUCUGUUAGGUAAAGUCAGAAAAGUUGUAGCAUUUUUUCAUAAAAGCACAACAGCAGCUAAUGCCCUGAAAGUCAAGCAGGAGAUGUUGAAUAUACCUGCACACAAACUAAUACAUGACACCCCAACUCGCUGGAACACCAUUUAUGACAUGAUGGAGAGAUAUCUGGAGCAGCAGCCUGCCAUCUACUCUGCCCUGAUGGACAAAGAUAUUAAGAAGAACGUCAAGGACAUUGCUGUGUUGUCUGACAGUGAACUGACACUGGCAGAGGAAAUGAUUCAACUGCUUAAACCCCUUAAGACAACCACCACUCUCUUAAGCACAGAAACAGCUCCCUCUCUCUCAAUGGUCCUCCCUCUAAAGACAAUGAUACUAAAAUCAAUGGAUCCUGCAGAUCAUGACAGUCCUGCCAUAAAAGAUGCCAAGGCAGCCAUCAGUGAGGACUUAAAAAGCAGAUACACAGAUCCUGACCUUCAGGACUAUCUCAACAGAGCAUCAUUCCUUGAUCCAAGGUUUAAGUCUUUACCUAACCUGGAUGCAGCCUUGUGCUUAAAUGUUUGCAGUGGGGUCAUCAGGGAGAUCAUUGAACAACAGGGUCAGCCUGUUGCAGCAGAAGCUGGGCCAUCCGGAAGCCAGAAUCCCCCUGAAUCCCCACCCGUAAAGAAGUCUGCAAUGUCCGAGCUUUUUGGAGAUUUUUUUACAGCACCUGACAAGACAAAGACUUUUGACAACAUUGUAGAGGAGGAAGUAAUGUCAUACAAAGCAGAAGAUUCCAUUGACACCGAUGCAUAUCCACUCGCAUGGUGGGAGCUGCAUGAGAGCAAGUACCCUCAUGUUGCAAAACUUGCAAAACAAUACCUUUGUGUCUGUGCAACAUCAGUGCCAAGCGAGAGAGUGUUCUCCACUGCAGGAGACAUUGUUUCUGCAAGCAGAUCUCGACUUGCAACUGAAAAUGUUAACAAACUGAUCUUCUUGCAAAAAAACAUGAAGAUCUAA
Triplophysa rosa is the source of this 1330-nucleotide messenger RNA. RefSeq names its product E3 SUMO-protein ligase ZBED1-like. The record is from RefSeq and is a predicted model, not a curated record. The transcript is spliced from 2 exons. The coding region runs from base 152 to 1330 and encodes 392 amino acids. Gene Ontology annotation, molecular function: protein dimerization activity. Lineage: Eukaryota; Metazoa; Chordata; Actinopteri; Cypriniformes; Nemacheilidae.